AUGAUUCGACGAUUUUUCUCCAACAACGUGAUAAAGGCACGAAAAUUCAUGUACGUAAAGGAUUUUCGUGGAGAACCUACUGCAGCUAAUUUUGAUUUAGUUGAAGAGAACUUACCGGCAUUAAAGGAUGGUGAAGUCUUAGCUCAAGCUGAAUAUCUGUCUGUUGAUCCUUACAUGCGGCCUUAUAUGAUGAGCUACAAGGCUCCAUGCUUAAUGAUUGGUGGACAAAUGGCAAAGAUUGUUGACAGUAAGAAUGCUGAGUUUCCUGUUGAUUCUACAAUUUUCGGACAAUUUGGAUGGAGAUCACAUACAGUAUUGAAUCCAACUGAAGUUCAGAAGAAUGCAUUUCGUGACUAUUACAUCCUUCCAAAGUAUGGAAAUCUGCCAAGCUCAUUAGGGCUUGGAUAUUUAGGAAUGCCUGGAAAUACAGUUUAUUUUGGAUUUCUGGAACUUUGUCAACCAAAAGAAGGUGAAACAGUUGUUGUGACUGGUGCAGCUGGCGCUGUCGGAACUUUAGUAGGUCAAGUAGCUAAGCUGAAAGGAUGCAGAAUCGUUGGAUUCGCUGGAUCUGAUGAAAAAUGUAAAUGGCUUGAAACUGAAUUAGGAUUCGACAAAACAAUCAAUUACAAAACUAAGAAUCUGUAUCGUCAACUAAAAGAUGCAGCACCAAAAGGCAUCGACUGUUAUUUUGACAACGUCGGUGGUGAAAUCAGCUCAUUAAUCUUCAGUCAAAUGAAUGACUAUGGAAGAAUUUCCGUCUGUGGUGCUAUUUCAAGCUACAAUACAGAAAUUCCAAAAGUUCCAGCAGUUCAAACAGCAUUCGUUUUCAAGCAGCUGAAAAUGGAAGGAUUCCUAGUUUGGAGAUACACAGAUAGAUGGAUGGAAGGAAUUGAUCAAGUCGCAAAAUGGAUUCAAGAAGGAAAAGUUAAGUACAAUGAGACAGUUACAGAUGGAUUUGAAAACACGCCUCAGGCAUUUAUUGACAUGCUGAAUGGAAAGAAUUUUGGAAAGGCAGUCGUCAAAGUUUAA
Messenger RNA from Chironomus riparius, 1029 nucleotides. The record is from the annotation of a GenBank genome assembly. NCBI's taxonomy places the organism in Eukaryota, Metazoa, Arthropoda, Insecta, Diptera, Chironomidae.